AUGUCGGCAAUCCUAAAGCAGAGGGUUAGAUACCCAGCUUACUUGAAAAAGUUGAGAACAGGCGAGCAAUGUGUGGAGUUGUUCAAAAAUGGCCAGUAUCUCGGUUGGUCGGGCUUUACCGGAGUCGGUGCGCCAAAAGUUGUCCCCACUGCUUUGGUUGACCACGUUGAGAAGAACAAUUUGCAAGGCAAGUUGGCGUUUAAUUUGUUUGUUGGUGCAAGUGCUGGUCCCGAGGAAAGCAGGUGGGCUGAACACGACAUGAUUUUGACAAGGUCUCCCCAUCAAGUUGGUAAACCAAUUGCUUCAGCCAUCAACACGGGCAAAAUUCAAUUCUUUGACAAGCACUUGUCGAUGUUUCCCCAGGAUCUCACGUACGGCUACUACACCAAGAAUAAACCAAAUGGCGCCAAUUUGGAUUACACCAUUAUUGAGGCCACUGCUAUCAAGGAAGAUGGUUCCAUUGUCCCAGGCCCUGCCGUUGGCGCUUCCCCUGAAAUGAUUUCCGUUUCCGAUAACAUCAUUAUCGAGGUCAACACCAAGACGCCAUCUUUUGAAGGUAUCCACGAUAUCGACAUGCCUGUAAAUCCACCAUUUAGACAACCUUACCCCCACACAUCAGCAGAUUAUAGAGUUGGUGUUACCUCGAUCCCCGUGGACCCAGAAAAAGUUGUUGCCAUUGUUGAAAGUACCAGCGGUGACAAGGUUCCUCCAAACACCCCUAGUGAUCAACAGUCUCGCGAGAUUGCCAACCAUUUGGUUGAGUUUCUAGAACACGAGGUUAAACAGGGUAGAUUGCCCGAGAACUUGCACCCUUUGCAAUCUGGUAUUGGCAACAUUGCCAAUGCCGUGGUUGAAGGCUUAGCCGGCUCCAAGUUUAAGAACUUGUCGGUGUGGACAGAGGUGUUGCAAGACUCGUUUUUGGACUUUUUCGAAAGUGGCUCGUUGGAUUUUGCCACGGCAACCUCGAUUAGAUUGACUGAAGACGGUUUCAAGAAGUUUUACGAGAACUGGGACACUUACUCCAAGAAGUUGUGUCUUCGAUCUCAAACGGUGUCCAACUCACCUGAAAUCAUUAGAAGAUUGGGUGUCAUUGCCAUGAACACGCCUGUUGAAGUUGACAUUUAUGGCCACGCAAACUCAACCAAUGUCAUGGGCUCGAGAAUGUUGAAUGGUUUGGGUGGCUCGGCCGAUUUCUUGAGAAAUGCCAAAUUGUCAAUCAUGCACACUCCUUCAGCCAGACCUUCCAAAACCGACCCCACUGGUGUCUCCUGUAUUGUGCCCAUGGCUCCACACAUUGACCAAACAGAACACGAUUUGGACGUUGUUGUUACCGAGCAAGGUCUUGCCGACUUGAGAGGAUUGGCUCCAAAGGCAAGAGCCCAAGUCAUUAUUGACAAAUGUGCUCACCCAGACUACCAAGCCCAAUUGCACGAUUAUUUGGAAAGAGCCAUCUUCUACAAUACAAAGAAGAAGUCAUUGCACGAGCCCCAGAUUCUCAGGGAUGUUUUCAAAAUGCACUUGAACUUCCAGGAUAACGGUACCAUGAAGUUGGACUCUUGGGAUCAAAAAUUCUAA
This is a messenger RNA of Lodderomyces beijingensis, 1575 nucleotides long. Lineage: Eukaryota; Fungi; Ascomycota; Pichiomycetes; Serinales; Debaryomycetaceae. The record is from the annotation of a GenBank genome assembly.